Molecule: messenger RNA, 465 nt
Organism: Pieris macdunnoughi
Lineage: Eukaryota; Metazoa; Arthropoda; Insecta; Lepidoptera; Pieridae
Source: the annotation of a GenBank genome assembly
AUGCCAAAGUGUUCUGAUAUGACUCCACAGGACCUCAAGAUUGUAAGUAACUACGAUAAAGAACGCACGGAACCUAAGUGCCACUAUAUUCUGACGGGGCCCGAUAGGGCCAAACGCCUGCCAGGGUCGCGAGAUUGUCUUAACAGGAUACCGCGGCCCCGGAACGCAAAGGGCGACCGAAGGAACAGGAUUGAAAUACCGGAUGAUGGCGGUGAUACUGAAGUGUGUCCUACGAGUUCAAUGUUUAAUUUAGAAAUUGAAAAGAAAUUCAAAUCUCCUACCACUUCUCUAAGCACGGGGUCAGUUUUGGAUACACCUCGAAAAGUUCGUAUGAAAAGCGAACUUCACAAAUGCCGCAAAAGGUUAACUAGCAAGGAAAAAGUCAUUAACAACUUAAGGAAAAAGAAUUCGAGACUUGUUAAAAAGACUAUUUCACUAAAGAAAUGUUUUAACGAAAAGAUUUAA